AUGAAGACUUCCCCUCAAUCUUUCUAAAGGGAAAAUGAAGAAACUGUAUGGCAUACUCGGAAAUAACGCUAAGAGACUGAGAAAGAUAUCUUAUUGAUGAAGAAUAGACUUAAAUUAUUGAAGAGAGGGGAUGCUCAGUUAUCUAAGAGAAUUGAUGAAACUAAAAAGAAAACAAAAUCCAUGGUUGAACUGAAAAUGAAUCAUCAUACAUAGAUUGAAUAAAAAAAACUAAGUUAGAAGAAUGACGAAGUAAUGUUGAAAGAUAAAUAGAAAUUAAAUUAUAGUCUUAAAAAAUAACAAGAAGAAUAAUUGGAGCUGAUUAAGAAAGCUAUGGAAUAAAUCAAAUUAGAAGAAUACAAAAGAAUUAAAGAAAUAUCUAUCAAGAACUCUGAAGUCAUUAGUAAAUAAAAGUAAGACUUUAUGGUAAAGAACAGAGAGAGAAGAGAAUUGAUUAAGGGAAAUUUAUCAAAAUCAAAAACUAAUGUAUCUCUGUUUUGGAAUGAGAAACUAUCUCAUAUUCAGAAGGACAAUUAAAGGGCAAAAUUGGAAAAUAAGAGAGCUAGCGAAUACAAUAGGGCUUUAUAGGAAAGGUUGGAAAUGGAAGAGUCAUAUAUGAUGCAAAAAUUGAUGAGAUCACAGGAGGUUUAGAAGAAAUUGACAUCAAGAUUGGAAAAAGCCAAAAAUCUACCUCUGGAUGAGUACAAUCAUAUGAUCAAAGAAGAAGAAGAACUUAAUAGACAUCUUAAAACGAAUAAGAGUGCUGAAGUACCCAGAUGGUUACCUACUCCUGAAAAGGAAAUCUUUGAAACACAGAUCUUCUAGACUGAACCAGCACAAGAUUCUGAUUAAUAAAAAUAAGAUGGUGACCAAUAAGAUUAGUAAGGUUGAGAUAUUCAUUUUUAUAUCAAUAAUAAUUUUACAGGAUUUAUUAGUAAA
Messenger RNA from Paramecium tetraurelia, 936 nucleotides. RefSeq lists its product as uncharacterized. The transcript has 4 exons. Lineage: Eukaryota; Ciliophora; Oligohymenophorea; Peniculida; Parameciidae. The record is from RefSeq and is a predicted model, not a curated record.